AUGGCGGACCUCAGCAGCCCCAACCGCAUUCCUUUUAUCAUUCGGCCGGCGAUGGUGUCACGGUCUGGGCAACUCGGAGACCUGGUGGCAGGCUCGACGCCUGAUGACAAGCAGGCCUCAGGGUAUCGUGGUCCGCCGAUUGGAUAUUCGUGCAAGAAGGUGGUGCAUGAGGACGACCACGAAGAAAUCUUCGGUCGCGAGGGUGGUGCGCGCGGAAUCUACAAAGUUAACUGCCUUGCCGGAGGUUGUGCUCGUUGUGCUGGCUACAUGGGCAGCAUGGUAUCCAUAACGCAGCUAUCUACACCUCACCCACCACUGCUUGUCCCUCAAGUUGAUCCACCCGAACCAGCUCCGCCGCCUAAGCCCGCUAUAGUGCCACUCCGAAUACGCGCACGCGACCUCAAUGCAUCUGCGCAGCCAUUCAUCCACCCAGCGAUACCAUCCAAACCCACCAAAGCCGAACUCAAAGCCCAGUUAGUCGAACGUCAGGCCAACAUAGAGAAGGAACUCGAGGCUCUGCGCGCAAAGGCUGCUCCCCGUGCUUCGCGGUCCUCCAUCACUUCUCGCUACAACCACGGCACCGGUGAAGCGUUCGGCCCUCGGACCCUCAACAACAAGAAACCUCCACAGACCACAACAGUGCAACAGCCUCUCGUACAUCGACGCCGGCUUGCUUUGCGGUAUGGAGAACAAAUCACCAAAAACUUUGCGGGAGCUCCUCCUCCUACUCCCGCUAGUACUCCUCCUACUGCUACUACUCCUCUCCUCAUCACCAGCACCGCUUUCCAAUCUGAGCCGUUGGAUUACAAUACAGAUCACCACCGCCAUGGAUCAUCAUCUUCUGCCAACACGAGGACUACUGCUGAUCUACAAUUCCGACCACCACCACGACGAGUUGGCCAAUAA
This is a messenger RNA of Sphaerulina musiva SO2202, 906 nucleotides long. RefSeq lists its product as uncharacterized. The transcript has 2 exons. The coding region runs from base 1 to 906 and encodes 301 amino acids. The record is from RefSeq and is a predicted model, not a curated record. Lineage: Eukaryota; Fungi; Ascomycota; Dothideomycetes; Mycosphaerellales; Mycosphaerellaceae.